AAAUGGCAAUUCCUCAAAAAAUUAAAAAUAGAAUUACCAUGUGAUCCAGUAUAAUUCCAUAAUUCCACUUUGUGGGGUAUAUACCCGAAAGGAUUGGAAGCAGGGUCUUGAAGAGAUAUUUUCUUACACUCAUAUUUAUGAGUAACACUAUUUACAAUAGGUAAGAGAUGGAUGGAAGCCACCCAGAUGUCCAUCAACAGAUGAAUGGAUCAACAAAAUGCAGGAUACAGAUAGCAAUGGACUAUUUAUUCUGUCUUAAAAAGGAAGAAAAUUCAGACACAUGCUACAACAUGAAGGAACCUUAAGAACAUUAUGAUAAGUGAAAUAAGACAAUCACAAAAAGACAAAUAUUGUAUGAUUCCACUUAUAGGAGGUUCCCAGAGUAGUCAAAAGUUCAUAGAGAAAGUAAAAUGGUGGUUGUUGGAGGCUGGUGGGAGGGGAAUGGGGAGCUACUGUUUAAUGGGUGUAGAGUUUCAACUUUGCAAGAUGAAGAAUUCAGGAGAUGCGCUUAAUACCACUGAACUGUAUAUUUUUAAAUGGUUAGAUGGUAAGUUUCAUUUUAUGUGCAUUUUGCCACAAUUUAAAACUUUAAAAGGUAACAAUUUAAAAACGAAGCAACAGAAUGAGUUUCCAUUUAUUGACUAUCAUCGUGGCAAAGAUAAGUAAAAUUAACAAUUCUGAGUGAUGGAGAGGGUUAAGGAAAAAAGGAACUAUAUAUCCGGUUAUUGUAUAACUUGUCUUGAGGGGAGCGAUCUGAAAUAUGUUUAUCAAAAUGUCAAAAAUGUCGCCCUUGACCAAACGAGGGGGCCUUCAGGUCCUGAACUUCUGGGCUAUGUUUGUUGGCUCUGAGCGAACUCAGCUUCAAAAAACGCCCUGAGAUGCUUACAAACCUUGGGAAUGGAGGCUCACUGUCAAACCUUGGGAAUGGAGGCUCACUAUCAAACCUUGGGAAUGGAGGCUCAUUGUCAGUGUGGGUCCAACCUCGGCAGAACUGCCCGAAGCCACUGGGUUGAAAUGAGAGUUGGCCAAAGAGUGUGUGGCAGGGCCCACAGGGUGCCUGCUGCAGGAGGGAGGGAGGACAAUGGGAGCAGGUGCAGGCUUGGGUCUUGGGAAGAGGAAUGCAUUCCUAACUUAUGACUUCUGUUUUCCCAAUCCAGUGGGAAACGUCACCACCUGAGAGUGGAGACAGGGCAAUUCUGAGGCAAUUCUGUGGAGAGUUGCUCAGGCGGGCCAGCCUCUUGAGAAAGGACCAGGAGAGCUGGGUGGUUCUGAGGCUCUUUGGGGCUGGUGGUCCUGAGUUUUCAGUGGCUCCCUUCUGCGCAGUGUGGACUGGGCUUCAGUGGUUCUCAGUUGCACAAGGCAGGAGCAGAGGAGGCAGAUGUUAUGUUCAGCCCUGAUACUGAUGUGGAUAAUGUGGCUUUUGAGGACGAGAGGAGGCUGAGAGUAUAAAGUGGUGACGGCAGGACCAGCCUCCACACAGGGCUGCGGUGAGGACAGAAUGCCACUGUGUACAGAAGUGACAGCACAGUUCCCAGAGAUUGGUGUGGGGAUCACCGGUUUCGGCAUCUUCUUCAUCCUCUUUGGAACACUCUUGUACUUUGAUUCCGUGCUCCUGGCCUUUGGAAACCUGCUGUUCCUGACGGGCCUCUCCUUCAUCAUCGGCUUGAGGAAGACCUUUCAGUUCUUCUUCCAACGGCACAAACUCAAGGGAACCAGCUUCUUCCUGGGGGGUGUGGUUGUCGUGCUCCUACGCUGGCCCCUCCUGGGUAUGUUCCUGGAAACCUACGGAUUCUUCAGCCUGUUCAAGGGCUUUUUCCCUGUUGCCUUCGGCUUCCUGGGCAAUGUUUGCAACAUCCCCUUCCUGGGUGCGCUGUUCCGGAGACUUCAAGGCACUAGCUCAAUGGUCUGAACAACAGAGAUGAGCUCCUUGAACUUGGAUCAUUGGUUGAGGGGGCUGGAGAGAGAAUGGGAACCACCCCCUCAGUCCCCCGCACUGACUCACUCCCGGUCAUAUCUGGACCUCCCCAAGUCCAGAAGGAAGGAUGGAGCUGAGCAACUGACGUCAAAUCCCCAAGUCGACUCAAGAGGCUGCCAGGAAGCAGAGACGCAGAGCCCCAAGGAGAUUGGGCUGGGACUGGCAUCACACCCUCACUAUAUAUUUAAAGGAGGAAAAGUGAAGAUUAAAUUCCCAAGCUGUGUGUGUG
Molecule: messenger RNA, 2204 nt
Organism: Cercocebus atys (sooty mangabey)
Lineage: Eukaryota; Metazoa; Chordata; Mammalia; Primates; Cercopithecidae
Product: vesicle transport protein GOT1A
Exons: 5
Coding region: 1499-1909 (136 amino acids)
Biological process (GO): retrograde transport, endosome to Golgi; G protein-coupled receptor signaling pathway; endoplasmic reticulum to Golgi vesicle-mediated transport
Cellular component (GO): membrane; endoplasmic reticulum; neuron projection
Molecular function (GO): kisspeptin receptor binding
Source: RefSeq, a predicted model, not a curated record